Molecule: messenger RNA, 411 nt
Organism: Somion occarium
Lineage: Eukaryota; Fungi; Basidiomycota; Agaricomycetes; Polyporales; Cerrenaceae
Source: the annotation of a GenBank genome assembly
AUGGACCCUCGUAACUGCUGGUGCUACGUAGAAGGCUUACAGUCUGCCGCGAGCGACAACUCAAUCGCCUGUGCAUACGAACGGCUGGUCCGGGAAGUGCCCAUAGGCAUAGCAAGGAAGUUGAGAAUGGAAACAGAGCACUGUGAGUCUGCCGGACGUGCCAUGUCAAAGCAACGAUUGAACGUCGAGCGAUCGCUGUGGGUGCCUGAACCUGGUGGCCUCUCGGUCAACGUCUGUGGCAAUAGGGCUACACCGGCGGCAUCUACUUUUCCCAUGAACUUGAACCCUGUGCCGUCUCGUGGCUUGCACGCGGAAACACUAUCAAGACUACAGCCACCUCAACCGACGGCAGUACCUGCCCCUAUCCUUAUGCAGCUGUCCAGUGUGAAGAGUCAGCUUCCAACGAGCUGA